This is a messenger RNA of Closterium sp. NIES-65, 3834 nucleotides long. The record is from the annotation of a GenBank genome assembly. Lineage: Eukaryota; Viridiplantae; Streptophyta; Zygnematophyceae; Desmidiales; Closteriaceae.
AUGCAAUCGCAACCGCAACAGCCCAGUUCACCCACUGAUACCCAGGACACAGCAGCGCCAACAACUAUGCACCCAGCAGCGCCUGCAGGACAGGCCGAUUCCCCCAGCGCAUCCCAUCUGCAAGACAACCCCCCAGCGGCGCCACCCCUGCCAGGUCCUGCCGUGCCCACUCCGCCUGAACAGCCCCAGCUGGACUCCACGCCACCCUCAGCCACACCAUCCACCACGCCCGCACAGGGUGCUGCUGUGGCUGCCGUGGCAGAGCAAGCAGCACCCGCGCCGUCUGCACCCCUCUCUUCACCGGACCAUCCUUCCACCGCCCCGCCCUUCCCGUUCGAUCCCUUGGCACCCAGCGCUCCUUCAUUCCAACAUCUGCCCUUCCUCUCUGCCGCACUCGCCCAGCAGCAGCAGCAGCAGCUGGGCGUGAACGCCCCGCUGCUAGGUCCCAGGCAGGCCGGUGCAGGUGGUGCGUUUGGAGCAUUCCAGGAGCCACCACGGGUACAGAAGCGCUCCACAAUGCGCCUGCUGCUCUCCAUGCAGCAACUGGUGCUGGCGGCACAGGCCACCACGCCAGUGCGACUAGCUGUAGCCCUGCUGCUGGCGUUGCUCUACUGCCUGCGCAUGCUUCCACUGCACUGCCCGCACCUCACACACUGGCUGCCUGGCCUCACAGCAUCUGCUGGAGCAGGAACCGAGGCACCUGAGGGGCUGACAGCAACAGCAGCGGGAUUGAAUGAAGCUUCUCUCUCCUCUCCCCCCUCGCUGCUGUCGUUCCUCUUCUUCCUGCCCGCGCACCCCUGUCUCACUGUGCUUGCCACGGACGCUGCUCUCAUCGCGUCCUCCUUGCUGCUCCAGACGUUCAUCUCUCCCAGACAUGCCGCUGCCAGCCCUGCAGGCCUCGCAGGGCUGCUGCAGGGCUUGACUGCUGCAGCAAGGCAAAGCGAGGGGGAGAGUGGGGGAGCAGGAGCAGCAGGAGCGAGCCCGUUGAGUGAGAUGAUGGGCAUGAUGGAGCGCACGGGGUAUUGGAUGGCACGUGCUGGCAUGGUGAGGGAUGUGCUGCAUGGGCUGCUGCUCAACCUCAGCGUGUUCCUCGUCGCGCUUGGCUGUGCUGUGGCUGCUGCAGAGGCAGCAGGGCAAGGUGCCAUGUGUGCUGCGGUGGAAUGGGGUGUGGAGGGGGCGGUGAGGCGUGGAGGGGGGCUGCUGGAGCUGUGGCAGGUAACUCUCGAGGAUGAGCUAAUUCGCUUGGUACGGGAGUUCGGCGGCAAGACCGAGUUGGGCAGCGCACCUGUUGAUGGCGGAGCAAGAGCGGUCACCCGAAUUCCUGCAGGCACAGCAGCGGCAUACAUACGAGUGAAGGAGUUCUACCUUCAGCGUGGAUUGUGUAACCGGAUGGCACUCUCUGAGGAGCUCUCUUCAUUGAAGAUGAAAGAGGGGGAGGGGGUGGCUGCAUACUGGGCGCGUGCCGAGGACUUGAGGUCCAAGUACUUGGCAGCAGGAGGAAAGGAGGAGGUUGAGGAGUGGAUGAUGAGGAUACUCAAAGGACUACCUCCUCACUUUGAGAUGCUGAAGGUGGUGAUGAACAACCAGUCAUCAUCGCUCACUAAGGAUCAGCUGCUUACCUCCUUGAGGAGCGAGGAGAUGCGGAUUGGUGUCGCACCAAGAUCGGAUGGUGUAGCCACAUUUGGAGCGGGUACGAAAGUGGGCAGCAGCGGCAGGGGAAAUUGGGUCAAGGGAGGAAAGCAUGGAGACAGCGGUAGCAGCAGUGACACCAACUCGGGCAGAUGGGGUCAAGGGAAAGGCAAAGCGGGAGUGCUUGAUUUCCCUUGGGGGUCCAAGGGCAUGGCUCCUCGGGGGUUGUGUCAUGGCUGUUGGGAUGAGGGACAUGCAUGGCAGCGAUGUCCUCAUCGACCUAAGGGAGGCAUUCCGACAUUCUUACAGCGGGGGGGUCGUGGGUCCAACGGCAAGGCACAGGUGGCGGAUGAGGAGGAGCAGGAUGACAAGGCAGAGGCAGUGGUUGGAGAAGCAGUUGCAGCAGUGGGAGAGGAGCAGCCGCGAGAGGGGUGGUGGAUUGACAGUGGGGCCAGCCACAACUUUACUCCUUAUGCAUCGGACUUCAAAAGUAAGCUUCAACCACCAGAGGUUCGGGGAGUUAGAUUGGGAGAUGGACGGGUGGUGAAAGCUGUUGGCAUGGGUGAGGUGCCAGUGGUUGGUGCUGGAGGUCAGCUGCUGAGGAUUCAAAAGGUCCACCUUGUGCCUGAGAUGCACACGCGUCUGCUGUCAGUCCCACACCUCACCUCUCGAGAUGUCAUUGUCACAUUCAAAGGCAAGAGAUGUGUCCUUCAACGGGGGGAGCGGGUGUUGGCGAUUGGAGAAAAGGAGAGGGGAAGGGACCAUGGAUUGGUGCGGAUGUUUCUUCCUCUUGCUCAGGGCACACAGGGCAGUGCUCUUGCAGCUAAGUCGUCCUCCUCAUUUUCCCCAUUGACCCUUGCCCAUCGCCGCCUUGGUCAUACCGCCCCCACAACAUUGCAACAGAUGGCUCGGGGGAACAGUGUACUGGGCUUGGAGAUUGGGGGGGGGAACACUGAUUGUUCCCCAUGUGAGCCCUGCUUAUUGGGAAAGUCGGCUCGGAAGCCGUUUCCCCAUGAGGCGUCUCGGGCACUUGGGCCUUUGGAUGAGGUCCACAUGGAUUUGUGGGGGCCGGUGCGCACACCAUCACUGGGAGGAGCGGUGUAUGUCCUCAGUCUCAUUGACGACUUCACCAGACGAGUUUGGUCGUUCCCCCUCCCCAACAAGGAAUCGGCCAUAGUUGCAAAAGUCCUUCGCCAGUGGCAUAAGGACGUGGAGUUGGAGUGUGGGCGGAAGCUGAAGGCUGUUCGCUCGGACAGGGGUGGCGAGUUCUUGGGGGAAGCUGUAAAAGCAUGGAAGGCAGAGUUUGGCAUUAAAACUCAAUUGAGCGUCGCAGAUACACCGCAACAGAAUGGGGUUGUGGAGAGGUGGCACAGGACGAUGGCAGAGGGGAUUCGCACAUUGUUGGUCGACAGUGGUCUCCCUGCUCGCUUGUGGGGUGAAGCAUUGAUGUGGGUCGUGUGGGUUAAGAACAGGGUCACCCACAGUGCUUUGCCUGCCUCCAUCACACCAAUGGAGGCGUGGUCCGGCCAGAAGCCGCAUGUGGGCAUGGCUCGGAUUUGGGGUUGCAUGGGGAGUGUCAUGUUGCAUGGGCAUGAGAAGGGUGGCAAGCUUGAUGCACGGGCUGUCAUGUGUGUCUGUGUUGGGGUGGACAUGGAGAGCAAGGGUUGGCGCAUGCUGGACCCUUCUAUCAUGCGCAUUCGCAUUGCUCGGGAUGUUGAUUUCCUUGAGAAUGUGAUGUGGAAGGAUUGGGACAAGGCAAAGGAAUUUGGGGAGCUUCUGCAGGAUGCAGCUGCAAUUUCCCAACUCCUCCCUCUUCCACUCUCGCCACCUUCAGCAACGGCUGACGACGUUGAGAUGCCACUUUCACCACUGCCACCGGCACCGCUGAGUGUGUCGGUGCAGCAGCAACCCACCCCUCUGCAGCAGCUCAGUGGCCCCUCGGUCAUUCAGCGGAGAUCCGCUACACAGGCUACUUCCUCUUCCUCCUCCUCUGGUCAGCGCUCUAUCCCUCUCUCUACGGGUGCCCCUCCGUCACCAGCGACUACCUCCCCACCACCGGUUACGGGUUUGCAGGUGCUUGGUAUCCAGUCUGGUACAGGUGGUGAGGAGGUAGGGGGGGAUGCUGGUGUGGUUGAGGGCAUGCUAUGUUUGGCCAGGGAGGUAGAAGGUGUUGCACUGGCAGGUGUGAGCACAGGCAGGCGCUGA